Pleuronectes platessa (European plaice) is the source of this 2780-nucleotide messenger RNA. RefSeq names its product glucoside xylosyltransferase 1. The record is from RefSeq and is a predicted model, not a curated record. Gene Ontology annotation, biological process: protein O-linked glycosylation via N-acetylgalactosamine. Gene Ontology annotation, molecular function: UDP-xylosyltransferase activity. Lineage: Eukaryota; Metazoa; Chordata; Actinopteri; Pleuronectiformes; Pleuronectidae. The transcript is spliced from 8 exons. Bases 157 to 1509 code for a protein of 450 amino acids.
GUGUGAGUGAAGUGGGCGGGGCUGAAAGUGUAAACACCAACUGUCCUCUUCGGCUUAGCUCCUGACUUUAGAGGAUCCACGGUGGGAGUUCGUUCAUCCGAUGGUGGCUAAGAUCAACAAAAAUGAUUCUUUAGCGUUUAAAACCUGUAACGCAAAAUGCGAUGCUACCUUCACGCAUUUCUCCUGUGCGUGGUCCUCACCCUGUGCUCACUGUUCUACGUGUUCACUCAACUAGCCUCCACCUUGGAGGAAAAGGAUGAGUGGAGGGACGUCAGAGAGCAGGGGAUACCGGGGAGGAGCAGUCAUGACACCGGGCACCUUCUCAGGAAAGGACCGGGGCUGGCAGGCCUCCGGGACCACGGUGAAGACGGGCUUGACAGGUGUAAAUCACUGUCAGUUUCUUACUGGAGUCCAUAUUGGAGACUGCCUGCUGAUGUUUGUGGAGUGAGCUGCUUUUUGGACUCUACUCUUAGAGAGAGGUCCGGUGCUGCUGUCAAAGAAUCUAUCGAUGACAGGAGUCACCUGGCUGUGGUGGCCUGUGGCCCCAGGCUAGAGGAGACUCUCACCAUGCUGAAGUCUGCUGUUCUCUUCAGCAAAAAGCCUCUGCACUUUUACAUCUUUGCCGAGGAUAAUCUACAUGUCAGCUUCAGAAGUUCUCUGCACUCCUGGCCCAGAACAGUUCAGACCAAGUUUAAAUUCACCAUCUAUCCCAUCACUUUUCCCGAGGAGAAUGCAAAGGAGUGGAAGAAGCUCUUCAAACCAUGCGCUUCUCAGAGACUCUUCCUGCCACUGAUCCUGAAGGAGGUGGAUUCUUUGCUGUAUGUGGACACAGAUAUCAUUUUCCUGCGCCCCGUCGAGGACAUGUGGGCUUUGCUUUCUCAGUUCAGUCCAAGCCACUUAGCUGCCAUGGCUCCAGAGCACGAGGAGCCACGUAUCGGCUGGUACAACCGAUUCGCCCGUCACCCUUAUUAUGGCAAGACAGGCAUCAACUCAGGUGUCAUGCUCAUGAACAUGACUCGCCUCAGGGAGAACUUUUUUAAGAAUGACAUGACCAAAGUUUCACUGCGGUGGGAGGAAAUUCUGAUGCCUCUUCUCCAGAAGUAUAAACUCAAUAUCACGUGGGGGGACCAGGACCUACUAAAUAUCAUAUUCCAUCAUAACCCAGAGAGCCUGUAUGUGUUUCCCUGCCAGUGGAACUACCGUCCAGACCACUGUAUCUAUGGCAGCAACUGUCAACAGGCUGAACAAGAAGGUGUCUUCAUUCUCCAUGGUAACAGGGGAGUGUACCAUGAUGACAAGCAGCCAGCGUUUCGAGCCGUCUACGAAGCCAUCCAAAAGUACCAGUUUGGCAAGAACAUGGAGGCGUUCCUGCUUCAGCCUUUAGAGGCAUCGCUGCAGACCACCACACACACCUACUGUGGAAGAGCCAGCCACCUUUUUACCAAGAGACUAAAACAGAGCAUCAUCAACAGGACGUCGCACAAAGACGACAAUCCUGCCCGCUCUUAAUGAACCACUCCAUGAAUAACGUCUCGCUGGGUGAAGAUUCUUGGAUUGAGGACACUCCUGUGGAGUCGAUGAGCUGGACGAGAAACAGACUCAGGUCAAAACGGAAUAAUCAUCUGUUUACGAACUACAUAUCAAGAUUGUUUAAAUGGGGAACAUUUGUCUGUCCAACAGGUUUAUUUUGUAUUUGAGUGAAACUAAUGAUGGUACCUAUCUGUCCAAUGAACACAACAAAUGCUCCAUGGUGGAAAAUGUACUGAAUCCACUUUGCCUUGCAGAGAUUUUUUGAAAUAAUAUCUGAAGAUAAAGACAUGUAUUUUCAGACAAUCAGGUUAAUAAUAAUAAUAAUAUUUUAUAUAUAAUAUUAUUGUUGUGUUUAGAGAAAGAUCCUGCCAUCGCGUUGUGAAAAAACGACACUCCACAGGGUACUAAAAUACAAUUUUCUUAUCCAGAGUAUUUUAUUAGAUUUGUUUUAAUAUAAUUUUUCAUAAAGGUUUUGUAUUGGUCUUUUUGACGAUGCAGUAUCAUAGAAAAGUGUUGUUAUUAUAUUUAGGUACUUGUUAGCUGCACAAGAAUGAUUGUCUUUCUUUAUUGAACAUGAAAGUAUUCAUCAACCAUACUUCCAACUUGUAGAGCAGAAUUUGAUGUGUAUUUGUUGUUGUUUAACAUGUGACAGUAAGCACUUUUGAUCUUUCACGUAUGACUAACCUUUCAUGUACUUUGGUAUGGGAGUUAUUUUAAGCAUUGCUUGCUAUAGUAGGAUUUACAUAGCAUUAACAUCAGUUACUUGUUUAAUGCUGUGUCUGAUCAGGAAAAAGGAUCUCCAACCGCUUCUCUUUGUGAAAUCAGAAAUUAAUAAUCUCUUUUUUUCUGUGUAAUUUAUCCUUGUUUACCAUAUAUGUCAGAAAAUCAGUAUCAUAGUGUUUUUGCGUGAAAGUCUCACCUUUCUUUUCUUGUAAAAGAGUAUCGAAUGUCAUCAAGACUCAUCCAAUCAAAGUGUAGUUUCUGUUUGAACCUGAACAUUUCAUAAACAUGACCAAGAUCACAACAGUGUCACAGAGAGCUCUUAGUUUCUAAUCAAGCCAUCAAGACUGGAACAUUUGCACUAUUGAUUCAAGAUUGUAACAAUGUAAUCAGAUAUAAGAAAGCAAAAGCUGUGGUUUCAAUGUUUGACAGAAAAUAAAAUGUAUAAACAUUCAAACGUGUGGGAAAUAGAUAUUUUAUACAUUUUUGUACACUUUGAGAUGAUUAAACCGUUUUAUUGUUACCCAUGA